AUGCCUUUCCCUUCAGGAACAGACCCGACGACUGUCCGGCAGCUCUUACUCCAGCAUAACUUCCUGCCCCUAGUAUCUGUACAAUCUACGCAUAACGCAGAUGUGCUUUUCCAGCGACAGUGUCUAAACGAUCUGGUCUCGGUACUCCAGGUUCUCAAGCCUUAUGGCAACAAUGCCAAAUACUCGGUGCCUAACCAGAGGUUCAAAAUCACCAAUUCUGCAUUGAUCACAAGAACGUAUAGUCUGUUUCCAGUCAGGUUCGAGCCGUCCCUUCCGGAGCUCUUGCUGGUACACAAUGCUGAUACAAGCUCCUCCUCGGAACAGCUCAAGAGUCUCUUCAGCAUAUCCAGUUUGGAACUUUUGCUUAAAAGCUCUAACCAGGCUUCCUCAAUUUCAGCAAGAUCCCACGAUAAGCUCUACUUGGAGUUCUUCCGCAUGGUUAUUUCCUCUAAUCAGGUUGUCCUGUUUGAUACGUUGAACCAUCCAGUGUCUCAGAUCUUUGUCAUUGAUUACCAUACAGAUACGCUAGAAACAUUAAGAAAGCUUAUUGUUGACUUCCGAAACUACAAUUUUCCGAAAUACUUCCAGAUCUCAGACUUGCUUAUUCAUAUAUUCGUUGUGUACGACUCGCAGAUGGUGCUGGAACAAGACGUCAGCACUUACCAAACCAACAUCCAGGCUAAUCUUUCUGUAUCUUCCACUGCCGUUCCCCUCCUGAUGGUGGCUUCCAACGAUACAGCAUACGUGAAGCUUUCCAAGUUGGAGAGUGCAACAAUUGAAGAAGAGGUCCAGAGUGUGCAGUUGCAACAUUCGAAAGAGUUAUCAGACAAUGACCUCUAUCUCAAACUACCAAAAGCAUUGGACACUGUUCUCAAGAGCCGAUGCCACGACUUCAUUAGCCGCUUCUUAAUUCCUCAUAUGGAAGCGAAGCUCCGAAUCUGGGGAGAUCAGAUAUUGGCCCCCAAGAAGUCCAUUGCUGGCCGUUUCUUCUCGGUGUCCCGUAAGUUAUUCAACAACAAUAGCUCCAGUGAUCUCAGCCAAACCCAGCAGAGUCAAUUCAAUCAUAAAGAGAACUUCUAUCAUCGGUCAAGCAAUGAGCAGGCUAUUAGAAAGCUCGCAGACUGGUCUUUAAUUCUCAAGGACUUCAAAUACGCCUAUUCCACCUACGACCUCAUCAAGAAAGACUACAUUAACGACAAAGCCUGGGUUUACGUUGCUUCAACACAAGGGAUGUGCAUCGUGUCGCUCUUGUUAACACAGACACAGCCACUUGCCUCAGACACUCCGCCACAAGCGCCAGAUAAAAAUACCUUACGAAAGAUACGCCACGACAUCAUAGAACCAUACAUUGACAAUCUUUCCUAUUCAUUCAAAUCCCGCUUAAAUGUCAAGACAUAUGCGAUCCGGGCAUACUUGGUGGUCGCCGAGUUACUUCUAAGCAUGGGAAUGAUGUUUAACAUCCCCUGGUGGUUUGGCGACUUGAUAGAAAGUUACUACCUCAAAUGUAUGGGCGAGAUCGACUCCCACCUAGCGUCCAAUAUGAACAAUCCCCAAGUGAUUAGAGCCUUGCUUUAUGAAAGGCUUGGGUAUGCGUCCAGCCAGAACCAUUUAGUUCCUGGAGAAUUCAAAUGGCUUUUGGGAGAAAAGCAUGAGAUCAUACCAGAAAGAGAAGUAAAGCAGGACACCCAAGAGAUUGCUGAUGAAAAAGAGAACGAAGCAAGUGAACAAGAGAUGUAUGUGAACGAACAUAAAUUGCAUUCCGAUAAGCCUAAUGCUCUUCUUGGGCUAACUAGAUUCAGAAAGAGUGCUGCGUGGUACCUAUUGUCCAUGAGGGAAUGGUUAGACCUUAAAGACAAGGAGUACGUGAAGUUGCUCAUGAACAACGUAUCUGAAUGUUUUGAGGUGCCUAAAUUGACAGAUAAUUGGUACGACAGACCCGAGAGCCUACUUGGUAUUCUCAAACUUAAGCUGAAAUAA
Candidozyma haemuli is the source of this 1977-nucleotide messenger RNA. It is a transcript of the gene GSG1, whose product is annotated as Gsg1p. The transcript has a single exon. Gene Ontology annotation, biological process: endoplasmic reticulum to Golgi vesicle-mediated transport; protein localization to phagophore assembly site. Gene Ontology annotation, cellular component: phagophore assembly site; TRAPPIII protein complex; cytoplasmic vesicle. The record is from RefSeq and is a predicted model, not a curated record. Bases 1 to 1977 code for a protein of 658 amino acids. Lineage: Eukaryota; Fungi; Ascomycota; Pichiomycetes; Serinales; Metschnikowiaceae.